AUGUACACCCGGGCCUUCGCGUUCUGCAACGGCACCUGCUCUCCAGAGUGCAUGAUCAUCUUCUGGGGCAUAGAGGACUCGUACACGAUCGGGAUACACCGCGAGACGCUGCGCACGCAGUUGCUCGUCGGUGACACGCCGUUGAGCGACGACGAUCUCACGUAUCACUUCGGCCUGUGGUUCACCGAGUAUGGCCAGCGGAUUGUGGAAAAUACACUUGCCUACGACAACUGCCGCCCCGAGGAGACGUGCAACAGCGAGUGCGACGGGCCGUCACAUGCUCGGUUCUGGUACGGAACGGACGCGCUCCCUUCCCCCGGCCACCUCGACGCGCCCGAGCCCCAGUCCAGCAAGAAGCGAGGGGAGAAGAGAAAGUGCAAGGAGCCAGCGCGGCUGGUGGAGAUCACCCUGGCGGUCGAUUGCGACGAGUGCAGGAGCAACAAGACGAUCGCCGCCGCUGCCGAAUGCGCGGUCGCCGAACCCGCGGCCACCGACGAGCCACCUGCCGACCCCGCGGUGAGCACACCUGCGGACCCCGAGGCGUUGUCUCGCUCUACCUCUAUGCUCGUCGAAGCCCCCCCAAUAGAUCCGAAUCGUCCGGACACCCCAUCGCCAAGCCGACUCCCGACGCUACGCCGCCCCCAGACCUGCUUCUGUGACGAAUGCCUCAACCCGCCGACACGCUACGCCCGUCUGGACGACAGUGAUCUGGAGGGUUAG
Messenger RNA from Vanrija pseudolonga, 720 nucleotides. RefSeq lists its product as uncharacterized. The coding region runs from base 1 to 720 and encodes 239 amino acids. The transcript is spliced from 2 exons. The record is from RefSeq and is a predicted model, not a curated record. NCBI's taxonomy places the organism in Eukaryota, Fungi, Basidiomycota, Tremellomycetes, Trichosporonales, Trichosporonaceae.